AUGAAUUUAAAAUCCACUUUCAAAAAGAGCAGAAUAUUCAGUGGAUCCAGUGCGGAUUUGUAUAUCCAAACUAGCCCUAAUGUCCUUGAUAUAGCUGAUCUAGACUGCGAAACUCCACCGGCUGCAUACACCGAUGCAGUAUCUUUCAAUAAAGUCUGCGCCGAUGUUGGAAAAAUCGACAUGUGCUGCAUUCUUCCUAUCUUGGAACAAGCUCUUAUUUGCACUUCUCCCAGUGGUUCAUAG
This is a messenger RNA of Botrytis sinoallii, 243 nucleotides long. RefSeq lists its product as uncharacterized. Lineage: Eukaryota; Fungi; Ascomycota; Leotiomycetes; Helotiales; Sclerotiniaceae. The record is from RefSeq and is a predicted model, not a curated record. Bases 1 to 243 code for a protein of 80 amino acids. The transcript has 3 exons. Gene Ontology annotation, cellular component: extracellular region.